Molecule: messenger RNA, 1959 nt
Organism: Carya illinoinensis
Lineage: Eukaryota; Viridiplantae; Streptophyta; Magnoliopsida; Fagales; Juglandaceae
Product: probable ADP-ribosylation factor GTPase-activating protein AGD11
Exons: 11
Coding region: 411-1595 (394 amino acids)
Molecular function (GO): phospholipid binding; GTPase activator activity
Source: RefSeq, a predicted model, not a curated record
GAAAAUAAUAAUAAUAAUAAUAAUAACGUGAAAAUAUAAGAAAAAAAUAAUUCUUUUUGGAAAAAACCAGUGCAGCAUAUUCCUCGUAUGGAUCUCUUCUGAUUUUCCUGAAUAUUUUCUUUCUUGUCUUUCCAACAUCCAAUUACAUGCAGGCAAGAAAGUUAUAAACGCAUGUUCCUUUUUGGAGUUUGUCCAUUUCGUCUUCUACUUUUUCCUCUGCAUGAUCCCAAAGUUUGAGCCUUCCUGAGCCAAGACAUGCUUUUCUUAAUCCCAAAGAAGCUGAUAAGAGCCCUCGUUUUCAUUCAGAUUAUUUAGCAAUCGAGUGUUUCUGUUUGUAAGAGCGAAGGAAAUAAUAAAAUGGCUGUUCUCAGAUAGCGGUUUUCGUGAUUUGUGUAGCGGAAAUUGGAGGAAUGGAGACGUCUACACGGCGGGAGAAUUGUGAUCCCGACAAUGUUUCAGGUUCCAUGUCAAGCUUAUAUGAUCUCCUAUGUUCAGAUACACCAAAUUGGAGUUUACAAAGCAAUCGAAUGUCAAAUCCUGGUCCUCAACAAAGGUUGGAGAGUCUUUCACAUCAAUCCGGCAAUAUGUUCUGUGCAGAUUGUGGAUCUCCUGAUCCAAAAUGGGUAUCCUUAAGUCUCGGAGUAUUUAUUUGUAUCAAGUGUUCCGGUGUACAUAGAAGCCUUGGUGUGCAUAUUUCAAAGGUUUUGUCAAUGAAGCUAGAUGAAUGGACAGAUGAACAAGUUGAGGCUUUGGAAAUUCUGGGUGGAAAUUUUGAAGUUAACAAGAAGUAUGAAGCUUGCAUUCCAGAUAAACUUAAGAAACCAAAACCAGAGUCCUCUAUUGAGGACCGGGUUAAUUUUAUUAGGAGAAAAUAUGAGCAGCUAGAAUUUCUGAAUUCUGAUGAUUCGAUGUCUUGCCCCUUCUCACCAUCUCAUAAAAGGAGUUCAUCAAGCCCAAGCAGUUCUUUGAGCACCUACUCUGCCCAAGAUAAGAAACAAUAUGAGAAACAAACAACUAGAAAUCGUAUUGGCCAGGCAUUUUGCAGCAACUGGGGAAGAAAAGACAAUGAGCACAAGGCCUCUAAGAAGAGCAACUUAUUGGUAGGCAUGGUUGAAUUCAUUGGAUUGAUAAAGGUCAAUGUGGUUAGAGGCACCAAUCUAGCUAUCCGGGAUGUUAUGACUAGUGACCCCUAUGUCAUCCUUGCGCUUGGUCAUCAAUCAGUAAAGACACGUGUCAUCAAGAGUAACCUGAACCCAGUGUGGAAUGAAAGCCUGAUGCUGUCAAUUCCAGAAAACAUUCCUCCUCUAAAAGUGCUUGUCUAUGACAAAGAUACAUUCAAGAAUGAUGAUUUCAUGGGUGAGGCCGAAAUUGACAUUCAACCCCUUGUCGUUGCUGCCAAAGCCUAUGAGAACUCCGUGAUCAAUGAGUCGAUGCAGCUUGGGAAGUGGUUGGCAAGCAAGGAUAACACCCUGGUAAAAGAUAGUGUCAUCAACCUAGAAGAUGGGAGGGUCAGACAGGAAAUCAGUCUCAGACUGCAGAAGGUUGAGAGAGGUGUGCUGGAGAUUGAGCUUGAGUGUGUUCCUCUUACUCAAUAGCAGGCAUAAUUAGAAGUUAAUGAAUACACCAUAGCCCAGUCAAGUUUAUCCUCUCAUAUGUUUUAAGGGCAAAACAUCGAUUCUUCUCAAUACACAAAUUCUAACCAAUUCCUCUUAACUACCAAGCUGAAAGCCUGAAAAUGUGAGUAAUAUGGCAUGUAAACAUAUAGGGCUGUGCAACUAUUUUUCAAAAAGAUUUGGAGAUUAUGCAUAAAGCUCUACCUUCCCACUUCAGUUUUGUCAUUCUUAGCAGAGACUGUAUUUCGAUAUUAUCCAGUCAACUUGAAUCGAUAUAUAGCUGUGAUGUCCGAGAAUCCUUUAAAUGGGAGAUACAUGUAUUUCAUUCUUGUAACCAGGUUCUGAA